Rosa chinensis is the source of this 2190-nucleotide messenger RNA. RefSeq lists its product as uncharacterized. The record is from RefSeq and is a predicted model, not a curated record. The coding region runs from base 1 to 2190 and encodes 729 amino acids. The transcript has 2 exons. NCBI's taxonomy places the organism in Eukaryota, Viridiplantae, Streptophyta, Magnoliopsida, Rosales, Rosaceae.
AUGGAUAAGUCAUGGAUGAAGGCUGAUAGAAGAUCACUACAGUUUCAGUUAGGACUUGAAGAAUUUCUGAAAUUUGCAUCGGAUAAUGCAAGGGACAUAAAUAAAAUAUGUUGCCCUUGCUUGAAGUGCCAUAACACUGAUUUUGGUGGUAUAGGGCUGAUUAAGGACCAUAUAUUUUUUAACGGUAUUGAUGUUAGUUAUAAGCAUUGGAAGUGGCAUGGAGAACCAUCUGCUUCUGCCUUGCAUGCUCUUAGAGGGGAUUCUGAAACAGUCGAAAUGAAUCUUGAUUUAGGCAUACAAGCAGAAGCUGUAGGGUUAGAGGGUAGUGAGGAUGAGGAGAUUUCGGAAGACUCGAACGAGUUUAUGCAGUUUGUAGAAGAUGGAGAUAAGCCUCUAUAUCCUGGUUGUACCAAGACAACCAAGUUGAAUGGUUUGAUACAAACAUUCAAUCUGAAAGCAAAGCAUGGCAUGACUGAUGCGUGCUAUUCAGAUAUGUUAAUUAUGAUUGGCCUCUUGCUUCCAGAAGGAAAUGAUUUACCAGGGUCUACUUAUGAGGCUAAAAGAACACUUUCCGCAUUGGGGAUGGGGUAUGAAAAGAUUCAUGCUUGUCCAAAUGACUGCAUCUUGUACAGAUUGCACCAUGCUGAUGCGACCAGUUGUCCAACUUGUGGUGAAUCAAGGUGGAAACUUGGAAAGGACAAAUCUGAGAAAGAAGGGGUUCCGGGGAAGGUAUUGUGGUACUUCCUUCCGAUCCCAAGGUUCAAACGGAUGUUCCAAUCGAAAGUGUCAGCUAAGGAGCUAACUUGGCAUGCCAAUGAUCGAAAGAAAGAUGGAAUGAUGAGGCAUCCAGCCGAUUCCCCAACUUGGAAAAUGAUUGACACAAAAUGGUCAGACUUUGGUCUAGAAAGUAGGAACCUUAGAUUAGCGCUUUCAUCAGACGGGUUUAAUCCACAUAGUUCUCUAAGUAGCAAAUACUCAUGUUGGCCUGUUAUACUUAUCACCUAUAACCUUCCUCCAUGGUUAUGCAUAAAGAGGAAGUACAUGAUGUUGACUAUGUUAAUUUCUGGACCCAAACAACCCGGAAAUGACAUCGACGUCUAUCUACAGCCAUUAGUGGAUGAUUUGAAAGUGUUGUGGGAUGGGGUUGAGAGAGUAUAUGAUGCUGUAAGAGGAGAGUAUUUUAAACUGAAGGCGAUACUAUUAUGGACAAUUAACGAUUUUCCCGCGUAUGGGAAUUUAUCGGGAAGCAUUGUGAAAGGAUACAAUGCUUGUCCAAUAUGUGUUGAUCAGACAAGACCCUAUAGGUUGAAGCACUCUAAAAAAAUGGCAUUCAUAAGGCAUCGACGAUGGCUGCCACGACAUCAUCCUUAUAGAAAGCAAGCUGCUGCUUUCGACAACACCAUAGAGGAGGGUGAAGCUCCUACACCAUUAACUGGAGAGGAGAUGUUGACCAGAGUUCAAGGUCUAAAUCGACCAUUUGGCAAGAAAAACCCUCCUCCCCCUUAUAAGGGUCUUGAAGAUGAAAACAGACCUUGCUGGAAAAAAAGGUCUGUUUUCUUCGAACUUGAUUACUGGGAACAUCUUCCGGUAAAACAUAAUCUUGAUGUGAUGCACAUUGAGAAGAAUUGUUGUGAUGCUAUUCUUGGUACGCUGUUGAACAUUUCUGGAAAGACUAAGGAUGGAGCUGCUGCUCGUUUAGACAUGGUCGAAAUGGGUAUACGGUCUGAUUUGAAGCCUACAACUACUGCAAAAAGGGACAAGUUGCCUUUGGGUAGUUGGAACUUGUUCCUAGAUGAGAGAAAGAUUGUUUGCAGUUCCUUUUUCAAUAUGACCGUUCCAGUUCGGUUUUCAUCCAAUGUACGAAAUCUGGUGUCAAUGGAGGAUUUACGACUUGCUGGUCUUAAAUCACAUGAUUGCCACACUAUAAUGCAACUUCUUCUCCCUGUUGCAUUACGUUCAAUUUUGGAGAAACCAGUUAGGUACGCAAUUAUUCGGUUUUGCCUAUUCUUCAAAGCAAUAUGCAGUAAAGUGAUCGACGUUUCAAAAUUGCAACAAAUGCAAGCAGACCUGGUCGAUACAGUUUGCCUGCUUGAGAAGUUCUUUCCACCAUCAUUUUUUGACAUAAUGAUUCACCUAACUGUCCAUCUUGUUAGGGAAGUCGAGUUAUGUGGUCCGAGUGUUACAUUGUAG